AUGGGCUACCGUGUCGGCGGGCCCUGGGGAUGCUCCGGGCCCGAGGCGACCAAGAAAAUCCAGGUGAAUCGCCCAGAUGAGAAUCGAUUUGUCACAACUUAUAACAAAACAUUCUGCGUGUCAAAGUCCCCAUCGGUCACAAUUGUUAACCCUCCGAAGAAGAUGCUGAUGCCACAGUUGGGGAGCAACUCUGAGUAUGCUUCCUUCAAGGGCGCUCCCACCCCAGCGAAUACCAUCAACCCAAUUGCAAGCAUGACAAUGUCCAUGACGAAGUCUAUGACAAAGUCGAUCUCCAACAGUUCGCUACAACUUGCAGGUCGCACGCUUUCAACAGACGCGAGGCUGAACCCGGCGUACGAGGGGCUGCAGACUGGCACUCUGAUGCUGAAGACCUUCAAGAGCCGAGACAUGCGACGGAAGUGCCUUGAGCUACUAGCUCGGCCUGACCUGCGAGACAUUGCACAGGACCUGUUCAAACAGAGUGAUGCCGACAACAGCGGCGAAUUGGAUUUCAAUGAGGUCCAGAAUAUGCUGAACAGGCUGCAUGACGAGAUGGACCUGCCACAACCAAAUCGAGAUUUGGUAGAGUCGUUGCUCAAGCGUUUUGACACCACUGGCAAGAAGAUGUUGGGCAAAUAUGAUUUCUAUGAGUUGUUGGUGUCACAGCUGCGGCGAAGCGCCUUUGACCGUGGAUCUGUGCUGGGCAGAGAAUUCUUCCUGACAAAAGGUAAGCAGGACGUUUGGGAAGUGUAUCGGCGAGAGAAGCAGCUUGGGACUGGCUCCUUUGGCACAGCCUACAAGGCCAAGCACAUCAAGACAGCGGAGGAACGGGUGAUCAAGGCAGUGAAGAAGAGCCGCACUGCUCUGCCCCUGGACGAGAUCGAGCAGGAGAUUCUGAUCAUGAGGCAGAUUGACCACCCCAACAUCGUCCGCCUUUUCGAAUGGUACGAGGAUGGUAAUCGCAUCUAUUUGGUGCUGGACUACUUGAAAGGCGGUUCCCUGAAAGAUGUGGUCCUGCAGCUGAACAAGAAGGACGAGCGCGGACUCAAAGAAGCCUGGAUCCGAGAGGUUAUCCAGCAGUCUGCGGGCGGCCUGGCCUACUGCCACAACCUUCGCCUGAUCCACAAAGACUUGAAAGAUGAGAACAUCAUGUUGCUUCAGAAGGCGGCCAACUGGGAGAAGCCUCACGUCGUCAUCAUUGAUCUUGGGGUAGCGGAGAUGUUCUCUGUGGCAGACCCCGCGGGUCGGAUGAUUGGCGGAACGCCAGCAACCAUGGCACCGGAGGUGUGGAUGGGAACAUUUGGUCCCAAGUGCGAUGUGUGGUCUUUGGGGUGCAUCAUGUACGAGCUUUGUACUGGCUCCUUGCCCUUCAUGGCCACCACGCUCCAACCCAGCGCCUGGACGCGGCUUCACAAACGAGGGCCCAAGUGGGAUGAAAUGAAGACCUGCGCCGACAGCAAGGUGCUCUGCAAGGCCAUGCUUCAGUAUGACGAAGCUCAGAGACCUUCCAUGGCGCAAGUUCUCCAGUUUCCUUACUUCGGGAUAGCGUCUCACGAGCUGAAGUUCGUGCCACCAGAGAAGUUCGCCAGCUUUCUCAAUGCCCACAAGAUGCACCGGGCAAGGCAAGGGCUCCUGCUCGAGAUUGCGGCACGCUUGCCUUUUAGACGCGCCGGAGAAAUUAUCCGUAUGUUUUCUGAAGUGGAUGAAGACAAGACUGGUACAAUCACACUUGACGAGCUACUGGCAUACUUUACGAAAGUCGGGAUCCAUGACGAGGACUUGGAGAAGACAUUUGAGGCCUUGGACGUCGAUAAAGAUGGUCUUCUUUCCUUCAGCGAGUUUGCAGCAGGGGCGCUGCUUUUGUACCAAGACGCAUUGGAAGACGAGCUUCACAUGCUGUUUGAGACUUGCGACAAGGACAACGACGGCAUGCUCAACAGCCAGGAGGCUGAAACCUUCCUCAGUAGCGUUCGGGCAGCGACGGACCUGGGUGGCCGAGUGUCUUCAAGGACGGAGGCAGCGGCUGUUGGACGGAUGACAUACAUUGCACCAAAUAGUUUCUCCAGUUUCAAUUGCUUCUCCAGCUGCUAG
This is a messenger RNA of Symbiodinium pilosum, 2091 nucleotides long. The record is from the annotation of a GenBank genome assembly. Lineage: Eukaryota; Dinophyceae; Suessiales; Symbiodiniaceae.